AAAAAAAAAUCAAAUCCAGCAACACACGGAACCCGACAUCAAGGUAAAAAUAAAUAAGAAUAGAUCAUCUUAAACACCUAGUUGAUCAAAAUAAAGAAUAAAUUCAGAUUUACCUACAAGCUCAAGGGGUUUGAACUUACCUGAAGUUGUGAUUUGAAUGUUGUAAUAAACAUUGAAUUUGAAAUUUAAUGGUCAUAAUUGAAAUUUGAAUUCCUGUAAAUAACUUUUUGCAAAGAUUCAUAGUUUUUCCAAGUUAUUGAAAUACUUGCAAACUUGAAUGGAUCCUCAAAUGGUUGAUAAUUUUGUUUAUUUUUUCUAUUUGGAUUUGUUGGAAAAGAUGAAUUGCUGGUUUUUAAUGUCAGUAGCUCCAAAAUGACUGUCGAAAAAGCUGCCGGAGCCAAAGGCGGAGACUAUAUUGCAUUCAACUUUAUCAUCGUAAUUUUGCAAAAAGAAAAGUUAGAAAGGGUAAAUUAUUCAGGUACCGUAUUUUUGCACAAAUAAAGACUUAUAGCCGUAUAUAUAAAAAGCUCCCUUUUUUUCAAGCCAUAAUUAUAUUAGAGGUUGGCGGAAAAAUACGUAAUGUGAUUAUUGUGACGGGUUGUUGAUUUGUCGGUCCCACUGUGUGUUUUUUUUUUUUUUGGAAAUUUUUCUUUUAGUUUGGUACAUGCACUUGAUACGCUUCAACAGAAACCCGCAGUUAUCGCCAACUUUCACUAUUUUAUGUCAUUUUCCUUUAUUAUUUCAUAUUCACCUUCAUUGUCUCUGCUCUCUCUCUCUCUCUCUAAAUGCCCUCAUACAAAACAAGCUAAUCUCUCAAAGCCAUCUUCACUUUUCAUUUGAAAACUGCGACGAUGGAUCCCUCAUCAUGGCCAUCUCAAUCAGAGUUGAAAGAGAUUAGAGACAUAGUUGCUGCAUUGGCGGGAAGAUGCAUCGAAGAUGUUCGAGUUGUAGCCUCUCCUUACCGAAUUUGCCCCUUAGGAGCUCAUAUUGAUCAUCAGGGUGGGACGGUUUCAGCUAUGGCAAUUAAUAGAGGAGUACUUCUAGGAUUUAUUCCUUCUAGUGAUAGUCAGGUUGUAUUACGCUCAGGACAGUUUAAAGGAGAAGUAAAGUUCAGUGUUAAUGAAAUUGUGCACCCUAAACACAAGAUUGAAGUUUCCAAGAAUGAUGCAAAUGAUUCUUCGAAACAAUAUGAAGAAUGUGAUUGGGGCAACUAUGCAAGAGGAGCUCUAUACGCACUACAGAGAAAGGGGAACCAUAUUUCCCAGGGUAUCAUAGGGUACCUGCGCGGUUCUGACGGACUUGACAGUUCAGGCCUUAGCUCUUCUGCCGCUGUCGGAGUAGCUUACCUGUUGGCCUUAGAAAGUGCAAAUAACUUGAAAGUACCUCCUGAAGAAAAUAUUGAGUAUGACCGGUUGAUUGAAAAUGAAUAUUUGGGUCUGAAAAACGGCAUACUGGAUCAAUCUGCCAUUUUACUUUCAAGCCAUGGUUGUCUUUUGUGCAUGAAUUGCAAGACUAAAGAACAUAAGCUCAUACGUUCUCCUGAAUUGCAAAAGGACCAAAAUAUUGAGUUGCAGAAAACAUACAAAAUAUUACUGGCAUUUUCAGGCUUAAAGCAUGCUUUAACUAACAAUCCUGGUUAUAAUCGUCGAGUUUCAGAGUGUCAAGAGGCUGCAAGAAUUCUUUUAAAUGCUUCAGGAUUUGGAGAAGUGGAGCCUCUUCUCUCAAAUGUUCAACUGGAGGCCUAUCAAGCACACAAGAACAAAUUAGAACCUGAUCUGGCUAAAAGGGCAGAGCAUUACUUUUCGGAAAAUUUGCGUGUCAUCAAAGGACUUGAAGCCUGGGCUACUGGUAGUUUAGAAGAUUUUGGAAAACUUAUUACAGCCUCUGGCCUAAGCUCUAUUCAGAACUAUGAAUGUGGCUCGGAACCCCUUAUACAGUUAUACAAAAUCCUAGUAAACGCGCCUGGAGUUUUUGGAGCACGAUUUAGUGGUGCCGGAUUCAGAGGGUGCUGUAUUGCACUGGUGAAUGCUGAGCAUGCAGAUGAAGCAGCAUCAUUUGUUAGGAGAGAGUAUCAAAAGAUCCAGCCUGAAUUGGCAAGCCAAUGGAAACAAGACAAAGCAGUUUUGAUAUGUGAAGCUGGUGACUCUGCUCGUGUAAUAUCAUCUUAAUCGAUAAUUCACUACUCAUAUUAUCAUGUUUUAUCUUAUCAAUACCUUGUAACAAUUUUAGUUUCCAGAACAUCAUUUAUUGAUUUAUAUUUUCUUUUAUUUCAUAAGCCGUUCAUAGUACAUCUCAAAGCUCAGAAUGUACAUGAUGUUAUGAGCAAUGUUGUGUGUGAGCAACUAUGUUUUAAGUUGGAAUCUCAGAAUAUGUUAUUGUGUAAUUAGUUAGUAGGUAACGGCCAUUUUUGCACUUGUACGUUUUGUUUCAUUUCACUUGAUAAAUAAAGAAAGUGUAUUACCACAUGUUUGCCCAAAA
Messenger RNA from Cannabis sativa, 2478 nucleotides. RefSeq names its product galacturonokinase. The record is from RefSeq and is a predicted model, not a curated record. Gene Ontology annotation, biological process: galactose metabolic process. The coding region runs from base 852 to 2168 and encodes 438 amino acids. The transcript is spliced from 14 exons. Lineage: Eukaryota; Viridiplantae; Streptophyta; Magnoliopsida; Rosales; Cannabaceae. Gene Ontology annotation, cellular component: cytosol; cytoplasm. Gene Ontology annotation, molecular function: galactokinase activity; ATP binding.